Molecule: messenger RNA, 1329 nt
Organism: Entamoeba histolytica HM-1:IMSS
Lineage: Eukaryota; Evosea; Mastigamoebida; Endamoebidae
Product: Sand family protein
Exons: 1
Coding region: 1-1329 (442 amino acids)
Biological process (GO): protein targeting to vacuole; vesicle-mediated transport
Source: RefSeq, a predicted model, not a curated record
AUGUCUUCUCGAAGAAGUACCACUCCAUUAUCUCCAAUAGCUUUCAAUGAAAGUUAUGCAGAGAAUUGGGCCCAUCAUAUGGUAGAAGACCCAAGUUGCCCUGAAUGGUUUUUACAUCAUAAACAUAUGUUUGUUUAUACAUUAGCAGGAAAACCUGCAUUUUCACGAUAUGGGAAUGAUAUUGAAUUAGCACCAUUUAUGGCAACAUUAUUAGCUAUAACAAGUGUUGUAAAUGACAAUAAUGAUGAAUUAAAAUAUGUAAGAAGUAAUGAACAUUUAUAUGUUUUCUUAAAUAAAGGACCAUUACAAUUUUGUUGUGUUUCUAAUACAAAAGAACAACCAGAAAUAAUAAUAAAACAAUUACAAUUUUUAUUUUGUACUAUUUGUAGUAUAAUUCCAUUUCCAUCAAUUCAAAGUAUCUUUGAUAAAUCAUAUGGAACAGAUUUUAGAAAUGUUAUUGGAGGAACAUAUAAUCAAAUGAAAUGUGCUAUAAGUCAUGGUAAUAUGUCAUCAGGACUAUUAUUUAAUGCAUUUGAUAUUGAACAAUUUCCUACAACAAUAAGAAAUUAUUUAACUGAAAAUAUUCAAACAAUUGUGUCACAAACAAAUAUUGAAUUAUUUAAAGCAAAUAAUGAUUGUAUUUUAUUUUCUGCUUUAAUUUUAAAUAGUAAAAUAGUAGUAUUAGGUAAAAGAAGUGCUAAUCUUACCCCAAUGGAUUCACAAGUUUUAAUUUCAUUUGUACGUUCUAUUUCAUCUAGAAAGACUAUUUCUUGGAUGCCAUUAUGCUUAAAUGAUUUUAAUGAAAAAGCACAAAUUCAUGUCUUUGUAAAAUAUAUUACAACAUCAUUUUCUAUUGUUUUAGUUGCUACUCAACCUACAUCAAUGAAUUAUUUAACUAAAUGUUAUAAAACAUUUAAACAUACAAUUAAGCAAUCUAAGUUUUGGAAUCAAAUUGAAGCUCCAACACCAACUGUUUGUCCAUAUAUUAUUAAAAAUGAAAUUCUUCAUUUUGUUGUAUAUUCAAAAAAUGAUAAUCAAGUAUUUAUGUCUCCAUUCACUAUUCAUACAACUCGUAAAGAACAAAAAAGAUUAUUUAGAAUAUAUGAAAAUUUAUAUAUUGGUCUUACUAAAGAAAAACUUAAACAAGAAAUGUUUGUAUUUGAUGAUGAAAUAAUUGUAACUGUAGAAAAUAAUACUCAUUAUGCUUUUAUCACUUUUAGUAAAUUCCAAGAAAACAAAGUAAAAAUGAUGAAAACAGCAACUGCUGUUUUAUCUUGGGCAAUUAAAGAAGAUUCAUUAUGGAUUAAAAAGUUUGCUCAAUUUUCUUAA